AAGAAUGAUUCAUUUACCUAAAAGAUUCGUUCACGAACGUAACAUCACUACUUCGAAUCGACCCAGGAAUUUGACCUACCCACCAGUCGGUUCUCACAUCCAAUCAGUGUGCGCAGCAUCAUCGACAUCCAAUCAAUUUGUAGAAGUUUGGGCGCUAAUUAGUUACACAGCUACAACGUAGCCAAAUCGUAGCUGCUGUUAAUGUUUGAAAUACACACUGAUACUCAGGCGGUAACAGAGUAAAGUAAGCACAAUGUAUGGGUUGUUCUAUUUUGUAGACGGGUCCGUUAUUGCAGAUAGCACCUCGAUUAUACAGGAUGCAUACAUAAAUGCUGGUAUUACAGUAACCUGCAAGGAAGACCUGAAGUCCAAGGAAGGCUGGAUAGAGGUGAUUUUGCCAGCUAAACGCAGGCAAGAUCCGAAGCCGAUUGCAGCCAAACUGCUGUUUAUGGCGGAAAACUACAAAGUAGUAAUCCAAAAGCGUGAAGCUUUUCUUAAGACAGGAGAUAUAUGGUCUUCCUUUGGUCAGUCUGGCCAGGAGAAAGGGGUGGUGAAGCAAGGAAUGACCUCUGGUUCGCAGAUGGCCAAGAUGGGCGAACAGCUCAAGAGGGACCUCAAACGGCAACCUAUAAAAGAACUCAGUUCUACUCCUGGUCGAUUUGAGUCUGAUUCCGACGACACAUGCUGCGAUAUUUUUGAUCCACCCAAAAAACGAAAAGUGGUGAUUGACACCAGUGAGGAGGAGGAGGAGGAGGACGCCAUCCGUCAGGUGGAGUCUCAGCGGCCAGGGACAGUGCCUGCAGUCUUUGUCGAAAUGGAUGAGGACAGUUUGAAGGCUCUGAAAGAGCUGCCAGGACUGGUGUCUUCACUCAAAACAGUCCUAAACAAAAUGGCAGAUUCACCUUUGUCUUCCACGAUUUCCAGCCAAAGCGACUCACCACACACUGGCAGUCACACUGGCAGUGAAGAAGACAUGAUGUCAUUGGGCAACACAUCAGUGCAGGUCCCAAAACGCCUCUAUCAAAGGCUGAGUGGGAGGAGGAUGUCCCUCUUCACCCAGGAACUGGCCACAUUGGUGUUCGGCAGGGAAACUUUGGCCAAAAGCAACCCUAACAGGGAAAGGAAAAAAAGGCGAGCUGAAGGAGCAGCUUGAUCCAGAAAAAACCAAUGCAAUUAUAGAUGCAGUGAGGGAGCGAUUCCCCAACACUGAGGUGGCAGAGAUCCGGGCCCUUCUAAGGAGGAAGUGUAACAACGAGAGCUACAAGGCCUCAAGUAGCUCAAGUCAAAGCUAGACUAUUUUUAUAUAGUACAUUUUGCCAUUGUUCUCUUCUUGGCAUUAAAAAAAAGUGGACUGUUCAAGGUUCCUAC
Paramisgurnus dabryanus is the source of this 1368-nucleotide messenger RNA. The record is from RefSeq and is a predicted model, not a curated record. NCBI's taxonomy places the organism in Eukaryota, Metazoa, Chordata, Actinopteri, Cypriniformes, Cobitidae.